Molecule: messenger RNA, 300 nt
Organism: Loa loa (African eye worm)
Lineage: Eukaryota; Metazoa; Nematoda; Chromadorea; Rhabditida; Onchocercidae
Exons: 4
Coding region: 1-300 (99 amino acids)
Source: RefSeq, a predicted model, not a curated record
AUGGCAGGAGUUGAUGCGGAAAUAUCACAAAAACGGGAAUUGUCAAUGACUGAUAGUGUAACACCGCUGGAAAGGAUCAGUGAGUUGGAAGAAGGUUUACUUGGUGUGCCAGAAUUACUGGAUGACAGCGAUGAAUUGUCGUCUGCAUCAUUAAUAGGGAUGGAAGACAGAAAUUCACUCUCAAGAUUCCUCAAUGACGCUAAAGAGGCUAAAGACUUCUUUAGAGUGGAUGAAAAUUAUGAUUGUAACAUUGCUCAGCAUGGAAAUACCACUCAGCAGAAUGCGGCGACAUUACAAUAG